AUGACGCCCUGGCUGGCGCGCCUGUUUGCCUCGGCAGCAUGGGCAGCCUCACGCGGCUGGGAGGCGGCCCGUGCCACGGCCAGCCUGCCUCCGACCUGCCGACAGGCAAUGGCCCAUGCGGCCCUGCUUUGCUCUGGCGUGGAGCCUGUCUACUUCUCCGCUGGUUUCGGACCCUUGUCGCUCGCGUGGGGCUGGCUCCUGUUGGGCCUUGCGUUGGGCGCGCUCUUGCGACCCGUGCUGCUCGCGUGCGUGCUCUUCGCCGCCCGGCAUGCAGGCGCGGCGCCGGGCCCACUUGUUCGGCCCGUGCGCUCACCCCAGGACUCGGCCCACGCCCGCGCCGACGCGGCUGUGGAGGUGCUGCGCUGCGUUGCCCUGGGUGGCCGCGACGAGCUUCACGCCCUGGCCGCGAGCGCUGGUCUGUCCCCGGCCGCUCUUGCGGAGGCUUUAGCCACUCCUGCACCCGCCGCCCCGGCGACCCCAACGUCGACUCAACCACGUCGUCGCCGCAACCGCGCGGACACCGCAGCCCGCUAG
Symbiodinium necroappetens is the source of this 534-nucleotide messenger RNA. The record is from the annotation of a GenBank genome assembly. NCBI's taxonomy places the organism in Eukaryota, Dinophyceae, Suessiales, Symbiodiniaceae.